Molecule: messenger RNA, 639 nt
Organism: Eurytemora carolleeae
Lineage: Eukaryota; Metazoa; Arthropoda; Copepoda; Calanoida; Temoridae
Product: ADP-ribosylation factor 2
Exons: 6
Coding region: 42-605 (187 amino acids)
Biological process (GO): intracellular protein transport; vesicle-mediated transport
Cellular component (GO): cytoplasm
Molecular function (GO): GTP binding; GTPase activity
Source: RefSeq, a predicted model, not a curated record
UUCAGACAAUCAAAGAGAAAUAUCAACAGUCACCAAUCCAGAUGGGAUUAGUAUCAAAUGUUCUGGAUUGGAUCCUGGGACCUCUACCAGCAAAGAUAAUACUGCUGGGUCUAGACAACGCAGGGAAGACGACAAUUUUAUACAAAAUAAAGCAGGGGCAAGUUAUCAAUACUAUUCCUACAGAUGGAUUCAACGUCAACAUAAAUACUGUCACUCAUAAGAGCGUAAACUUUACAGUGUACGAUAUAGGAGGUCAAGAUUCAAACAGAGAUUUGUGGUAUAAUUACUAUGAGGAAGUUGAAGCUGUUGUUUAUGUGGUGGACAGCUCGGAUAAGAACAGGAUGGAGGAGAGCAAACUACUCUUAGAGUCAAUACUUAGGCAUGAACUACUGUACAACUGUACACUGUUGGUGCUGAACAACAAGGAUGACCGGCUAGGAACCUGUUCUAAUGAAGAGGUUGCAUCACAGCUGGGUCUAAACCAGUUUAAUGACAGAGAUCUAACUAUACAGUCAACCUGUGCCUUGAGAGGAGAAGGGGUCUGGGAAGGGUUGGAUUGGUUGGCGAAAAAUAUAAAGAAAAAGAAAAAAAGGCAGCUGUUCUAAAUAUGAAUUAUGUUUUAAUGUUGAGCUUUUUGGA